UUCACAACGAAACUACCAUUCCAACAGUUGAUCGACCUUUCUAGCCUGCUGUCCCAAGACAAAGAUGAUAGGUAUCCUCCUCCUCUGCUUGGUGAGUUCAGCCCUGGCAGCUGUCAUCAACACCACUCCAGUCACCCUCACAACGACGCCUAACACAUGCGAACGCCAUGGCAAAUACUACAAGAUUGGCGAGCAUUUCAAACCAACUCCAUGCGAGAGGUGUUUCUGUGGAGCUUCCGGUCGAGCUGCCUGUGUAUACGUGGACUGCGUACUUGCUUUGUGUGUAGACGCUGUCAAACAACCAGACCAGUGCUGUUCAACCUGUCCAAAUGGCUGGAACUGCAAGCACGGUGACGUCAUCAUCAAGAUGGGCGAGGUGUAUAACCCUGACCCGACGACCUCGUGUCGAUGCAACAACAGUCCUUUCAGCCUGGGAAUCGGGAUCCAUGGCUUGAAUGCAGAAUGCACUGCCAUGUGAAUAAAAAUACAUUUGCAUCGCU
Molecule: messenger RNA, 500 nt
Organism: Haliotis rubra (blacklip abalone)
Lineage: Eukaryota; Metazoa; Mollusca; Gastropoda; Lepetellida; Haliotidae
Product: von Willebrand factor C domain-containing protein 2-like
Exons: 2
Coding region: 65-478 (137 amino acids)
Biological process (GO): negative regulation of BMP signaling pathway
Cellular component (GO): AMPA glutamate receptor complex
Molecular function (GO): protein binding
Source: RefSeq, a predicted model, not a curated record